UCGGUUUUUCAGCAUUCCAAAUUUUGAUGCUCCGUGUAUGGAUCUGCGAGAUCCAUCUUCUUCCAAUUGUUUUUUCCAACAAAAUGUUUCAAUGAUCUCUGUAAUAUGAACAGAGUCUGUAAUUUCUUCUCAUCAGAAUCAAUCAGAUCCAUUGUAGAGAUAGAGAGAUAGAGAGAUAUAGGCAAGGAGGAUUAGAGUUUCAUUUGAGGAGAAGAGAUAUAGCCAAAGAUGUAUAUGGCUUACGGAUGGCCGCAGGUGAUCCCGCUUCUAGAAGGAUCGUGUCCGUCUUCUCAGCGAGUCGUGUACCUUAAGCUCGCCGGCCGGCUAUUGCUGGUUGUUUCUCCGUCUCACUUGGAGCUUUGGGGUUCUUCUCAGCAACGAGUGAGGUUGGGAAAGUAUAUGAGAGAUGACAGGUCGGUGCGAGAAGAAGGAGAGAAUUUGCAAGCUGUGUGGAGUCCAGACUCCAAAUUGAUUGCUCUUCUUACAUCAUCAUUCUUCCUUCAUAUAUAUAAAAUUAAGUUUACUGAUAAACGAGUAAAACCCGGAGAGAGACAACCCUCGGAGUUGUCUUUUGCGACCAUAUCUCUUUUGCUAAGUGAGCAGGUCCCUUUUGCUGGGAAGGACUUGUCUGUGAGCAAUUUUGUGAGGGACAGCAAAACUAUGCUUUUGGGACUUUCUGAUGGAUGUUUAUAUAGUAUUUCCUGGAAAGGAGAGUUUGGUGGAGCUUUCAGUAUUGGCUCCCACCCUUCUGAUAGCAACGAUGAUAGACUCUUGUCCUACUCUCUUGGUAAUGGGCUAGUCUCUGGAGUAGCUUCAGCAGCACUUGCAUCUGAUGAUGAAUUCUCAACAAAAUCGGCUAUUGUUCAGCUGGAACUCUGCACUCGCUCGAAGUUAUUGUUUGUGUUAAAUUCUGAUGGGCAGCUAGUAGUAUGCUCUGUGAAUAAGAAAGGUUUAAAGUACACUGAGAGCAUUAAAGCUGAGAAGAAGUUGGGUGGUGAUGCUGUUUGUGCAUCAGUGGCUUCAGAGCAACAAAUUCUUGCUGUGGGUACAAGAAAAGGGAUGGUGGAAUUAUACGAUCUGUCACAAUCGAUCUCUCUCUUACGAACAGUUUCUUUGCAUGACUGGGGUUAUUCAGCGGAUUACACUGGGCCUGUCAAUAACAUUGCAUGGACGCCUGAUAAUUCUGCUUUUGCAGUUGGGUGGAAGUCGAGAGGACUUGCAGUUUGGUCUGUUUCUGGAUGUCGAUUGAUGUCAACUGUCCGCCAAAUUGGAUUGAGUUCUACAUCUUCCCCUAAAAUUAAUCCAAAACAAGACAGUAAAUACGAACCACUGAUGAAUGGUACUUCAGCCAUCCAGUGGGAUGAAUAUGGAUAUAGACUAUUUGCUACAGAGGAGGCAUCAAGUGAUAGAAUUCUUGCAUUUUCUUUUGGGAAAUGUUGCUUAAAUAGAGGAGUUUCAGGAAAAACUUAUGUUCGUCAGGUAAUGUAUGGUGAUGAUAGACUACUGAUGGUUCAGGCGGAGGACACUGACGAGCUUAAGCUUUUACAUCUAAAACUUCCAGUUUCUUAUAUUACCCAAAAUUGGCCUGUUCAACAUGUGGCAGCUAGCGAGGAUUGGAAAUACUUGGCGGUUGCUGGUUUACAUGGCCUGAUUUUGUAUGACGUUAGGUUUAAGAAGUGGAGGGUAUUUGGAGAUGUCAGUCAAGAACAACAGAUUCAUUGCAAGGGUUUGUUAUGGUUGGGGAAGAUAGUCGUAAUCUGUAACUACAUCGAAGCUUCUGAGACAUAUGAACUGCUUUUCUAUCCAAGAUAUCACCUUGAUCUGAGCUCUUUACUUUGUCGUUAAGUGCUGCUUGGCAAACCAAUGGUGAUGGAUGUGUACCAGGAUUAUAUACUUGUAUCUUAUCUUCCGUUUGUCAUCCAUGUUUACCAUGUGAAGAUAUAUGGCGAAUUGACACCUUCAAGCAAAGCAGAUCUACAGCUUUCCACAGUAAGAGAGUUGUCAAUCAUGACUGCAAAGAGCCAUCCAGCAGCAAUGUUCUUUGUUCCUGACCUGCACCCGAGAGAAGGCGAGUUGGAUAAUGAUAAUUUGUCUUCUGAUUUGUCAGACAGGGAACCCUCAAGAUGUCUUAUACUGAGGGGAAAUGGGGAGCUUUCACUUCUUGAUUUGGUUGAUGGACGAGAGAGGGAACUUACAGACUCAGUUGAACUGUUUUGGGUGACAUGUGGUCAAUCAGAGGAGAAGACAAAUCUUGUUGAGGAAGUAUCUUGGCUAGAUUAUGGGCACCGAGGAAUGCAGGUUUGGUAUCCUUCUCUAGGGGAUGAUCCCUUUAUGCAAGAGGAUUUCCUGCAGUUGGAUCCAGAGUUGGAAUUUGAUCGUGAGGUGUAUCCCUUGGGACUUUUACCAAAUGUGGGUGUCGUUGUCGGAGUUUCUCAGAGAAUGUCAUUUUCGGCUAGCGCAGAGUUUCCUUGUUUUGAGCCUACACCCCAGGCUCAGACUAUACUACAUUGCCUGCUCCGCCACCUCCUUCAGAGAGAUAAAAAUGAAGAGGCGUUACUCUUAGCACAAUUAUCGGCAGAGAAACCUCACUUUUUCCAUUGUCUGGAGUGGCUUCUUUUUACUGUUUUUGAUGCAGAGAUUUCUAAGUAUCCAAUGCUAUCAAUCUUUAUAAAGCCAAAUCCAAACAGGAACCAGAUUUCAGGACCUGGGCAUCUUAAAAAGUUAUCCCUUUUGAGAAAAGCCUGUGAUUUAAUAAAGAAUUUCCCGGAGUACUAUGAUGUGGUUGUGAAUGUAGCCAGAAAAACCGAUGCCCGUCACUGGGCUGAUUUAUUUUCUGCUGCUGGGAUUUCAACAACGUUGUUUGAGGACUGCUUCCAGCGAAGAUGGUAUCGAACCGCAGCUUGCUAUAUACUUGUGAUUGCCAAACUAGAAGGUGUUGCUGUCAGUCAGUACUGUGCAUUACGGCUAUUGCAGGCGACACUUGAUGAGUCCCUCUAUGAUCUUGCUGGAGAGCUAGUGAGGUUCUUACUAAGAUCUGGAAGAGACAUUGAGCAGGCGCCAACAGAAUCAGAUUCAUUAUCACCUAAGCUUCUCGGGUUUCUUAUUUUCUGCUCCAGCCACAAGAAAUCAUCACUCGAUAAGAGCUCUUCUUUCAAAGAGCAAAGUCCUCAUGUUGCUUCUGUUAAGAGCAUACUUGAAAGUCAUGUCAGUUACUUGAUGUCUGGUAAAGAACUUUCAAAGCUUGUUGCAUUCUUCAAAGGCACCCAGUUUGAUAUUGUGGAUUUUCUUCAACGAGAAAGAUAUGGUUGUGCACAGCUGCAAAAUUUUGCUGCAGGACUUGAACUGAUUGGGGAAAAGCUGCAAAUGAGUGAGCUACAGAACAGGUUAGAUGCAGAGUUUCUAUUGGCGCAGAUGUGUUCUGUCAAAUUCGAAGAAUGGAUAGUUGUUCUUGCCACUCUUUUACAACGGUCUGAGGUUCUUUAUGAUAUUUUCCGGUAUGAUCUACGGUUGUGGAAAGCAUAUAGCCUGACUUUAGAGAUACUUGAAGGAAGGGGAUACAGAUUAAGGUAUCCUUGGGUUGGUGUUGUAAACCGGUCUCAAGCUGACAUUAAUAAAAGUGUUGAUAUGAUAGCUGCUCGUCGACCUGAACGUGAUUACUUCCAGACUUCCCCAGAAUACUCUGAACUGACAGAAGGGGUUCAGAGUAUUUAGGAAAGAUGCUCUCUAAGCGUUUGGAAGUUGUUAGCAAGUCGAGAAUCCCGGGACUUCAGUCUCUUAUCACAAAGACUAUUUCCGAGUUAGAGACAGAGCUAAGCCAUCUUGGGAAGCUUGUAGCAGCUGAUGCUGGUGGAAAACUUUAUAAGAUUAUGGAAAUUUGCCGGGCCUUUGAUCAAACUUUUAAAGAACACCUCGAUGGCACACGUUCAGGUGGUGUGAAAAGAUAAAUUCUGUGUUCGACAAUCAAUUCCCAGCUGCCAUUAAAAGACUGCAAUUCGACAAACAUCUCUCUAUGGACAAUGUACGGAAACUGAUCACUGAAGCAGAAAGAUAUCAACUUCAUCUUAUAGCUCCUGAACAAGGUUAUCGCCGCCUAAUAGAAUCAUGCUUAGUCUCCAUUAGAGGCCCUGCUGAAGCAGCAGUUGAUGCGGUUCAUUCCAUUUGCAAGGAUCUUAUCCACAAAUCCAUGGGCGAAACAUCUGUAAGAAUAUCUCUGCUCAAAGUCAUAAACCCAACAACAACAACAACAACACUUAUGAGUUGUGAACCAUGGUUAUGUGCUUUCGUCAUGACUACAAGAACUGAAGCAAUAUCCAACACUGAGAGUAGAAGUAUCAGGUGCAACCAUGGAUUCAUUGGAUCAAAUGAGAGAAGAGAGCAGGAAAGCAACUCUGUAACAAGUGGACAUGGAGUCUGGUUAUUUAUCGGUCGAGUUCUCCCACAAGAUUCUGAAAAAGAUGGGAAUCCGACACAUUAGAUUUUCAACAGAUACAACGAUGCCUAACUCCGAAGAAUCGGUUUGAAUGUGUUGUCUUAUGUGAACAUGGUCUGUUAUGAGUAAGUAUGUUAAAAUGGUUUGGUGUUGAAAACAGAUGAGCAAAUUGUUGGAUGAGGAUCCUGCGGUUCAGCAGCGAAGAACUUCAAUUGCAAAGAGGCUGGAAUUGUAUAGAAGUGCUCAGACGGAUAUUGAAGCAGUUGCUUGCUCCAAGUAGACAUUUUUUUUGUUUCCUUAGGAUACGGUUCCUUCAUUUUUUUUUAUUUUUUUUUUGUCUCUUUUCCUUCCCAUUUGUCUUUUUUUUUUAAUCUGGUGUUCGAAUUGACAUUGUUUCUGAAUAAGUUUAAAGUUUUGUACGAGGAUAGUUGGGGCUGGAAUCAAAUUAUUAUUACAAAAGUAAA
This is a messenger RNA of Arabidopsis lyrata subsp. lyrata, 4893 nucleotides long. Its product is annotated as RAB6A-GEF complex partner protein 1-like. Gene Ontology annotation, biological process: intracellular protein transport; retrograde transport, endosome to Golgi. Gene Ontology annotation, molecular function: protein binding. NCBI's taxonomy places the organism in Eukaryota, Viridiplantae, Streptophyta, Magnoliopsida, Brassicales, Brassicaceae. Gene Ontology annotation, cellular component: cytosol; Ric1-Rgp1 guanyl-nucleotide exchange factor complex; Golgi membrane. The record is from RefSeq and is a predicted model, not a curated record.